AUGCACGGCAGAUGGACUCCUAAUCCAAAGUCCCAGCUGAAGACUUUGAAAGACUGGCUCUUCCGACCCGAUGGUGGUAAUGGAUUCCUCGAAGGUUCGGAAAAAUUAAUGUGGAACGACGAUGACUUGAGGCGAUACGUGUGUCUCGCCGAUCCCGGUAUCGAGACAGACCCCUUCACGACCUUCAUAAGAGCUGUCAUGUCCGGCGUUUUCCACAAACUUCUUGGAAGGCGAAGCAAAAAACGCAUUAUCGAUGAAGAAUCGGGAAUGGUCUCGUACGACGAUGAGGCGAUGAUGAAAGCGAGCAAUGCCAUCGUAGUAGUCGUUGCUUCGGCCGUGCCAGUCUUGACCAUCUUCGUUCUCAAUAGCCUGCAAACCACCGCUCAGCGCAUCGGAUUCACGGUUCUCUUUACUUCGAUAUUCGCGGCGCUGUUAAGCAUCUUCAGUUCGGCCAAGCGCGCAGAGAUCUUUGCUGCGACAGCAACAUUUGCUGCGGUUGAAGUGUCUACGUUCGAGUUCCCUGAUUGCGUGAACGGUCCCUUGGCUGAUAACCUAGUUUGCGAUGUGACGGUCUCCCACGCCGAAAGGGCAGCUGCUCUCGUCGGAGCCAUGACGAUUGACGAGAAGCUCGCCAAUCUCGUCAAUGCGAGUCCCGGCGCACCCCGUCUCGGUCUCCCAGCCUACGAAUGGUGGAACGAAGCCCUCCACGGAGUAGGCUACUCCCCCGGCGUCAACUUCCAAGACAAGGGCGAAUUCGCCUCCGCCACCUCCUUCGCGAACCCCAUACUCCUCUCCGCCGCCUUCGACGAUUCCCUCGUCCACGAAAUCGCAACCGUGAUAUCUACCGAAACCCGCGCCUUCAGCAACGCCGGCCACGCCGGCCUCGACUACUGGACCCCGAACAUCAACCCUUACCGCGACCCGCGCUGGGGCCGCGGCAUGGAGACCCCGGGCGAAGACCCGCGCCGAAUCAAAGGCUACGUCAAGGCCCUACUCUCGGGUCUCGAAGGCGACGACCCGUCGAAGAAGAAGAUCAUCGCCACCUGCAAGCAUUAUGCGGGGAACGACAUCGAUCGCUGGGAGGACGUCCUGCGCUUCAACUUCUCCGCCGUCAUUUCGCUCCAGGACCUCGUCGAGUACUAUCUCCCGCCGUUCCAGCAGUGCGCUCGCGACUCACGCGUCGGCUCCAUCAUGUGCGCUUACAACGCCGUGAACGGCACGCCCGCCUGCGCCAACACGUACCUGAUGCAGACGGUUUUGCGCGACCAUUGGGGGUGGAAUGAUGAGAAUCAGUAUAUUACUAGCGAUUGUAAUGCCGUGGGGAACUUUUACGCCGACCACCACUGGGUUGAGACGGCGGCGGAGGCGGCGGCCAAAGCUUACGCUGCAGGCACCGACACCGUGUGCGAGGUUAAUAUGGCGACGGAUGUCAUCGGCGCGUGGAACCAGUCUCUGUUGACCGAGGAGACGAUCGAUAGAGCGCUCAACAGACUGUACCACGGCCUUGUUAGGGUGGGCUACUUUGACCCUCCGGACUCGUCAGAGUAUCGAUCCCUCACUUGGGAGGACGUCAACACCGAGCACGCGCAGCAAUUAGCUCUCCAGUCCGCGGUCGACGGAAUCGUACUUCUCAAGAACGACGACGCCGUAUUACCUUUAGAGUAUGACGCAAACACCUCGGUCGCGGUCAUCGGUCACUGGGCCGAAGCUCCCGUUCAACUACUUGGUGGAUACGCUGGCACGGCACCUUAUUACAUCACCCCCCGAUCCGUCGCGGCAGCCAUCCACAACUCCACACACUACGCCAACGGGCCGAUUGCCCAAGACCUGGACGCAGACGAUACUUGGAGCGAAAAGGCCCUCGAGGCGGCAAACAAUGCUGAUAUAGUCUUUUACUUUGGUGGGCUCCGCAUGACCAUCGAGCGGGAGGAUCGUGACCGCACGUCCAUUGGCUGGCCGGCCGCUCAACUCUCGCUCAUCCAAAAGCUCUGCGCCCUGGGUAAGCCGUGCAUCGUCAUCCAGAUGGGUGACCAGAUUGAUGAUGCCCCACUCCUAGAAAAUAAGAACGUCUCGGCAAUUUUGUGGGCGGGAUAUCCCGGACAGGCCGGAGGUGCAGCAGUAUUUGAUAUUCUGUAUGGAAAGUCUGCUCCUGCCGGGAGACUCCCUGUGACGCAAUACCCUUCGUCGUACACCGAAGAGGUACCCAUGACUGAUAUGACUCUGCGGCCGAGCGAGGUGAGCCCAGGGAGGACGUAUAAGUGGUACAGCGACGCAGUUCUCCCGUUUGGCUAUGGCCUUCAUUACACCAUGUUCGAGGUAGCUUUUUCCUUCGAGCCGGCCGUGUCCUAUGAUAUCCAGGGCCUUAUCGACGGAUGUCAGAAAGACCACUUAGACCUCUGUCCUUUUGAUACCAUAUCUGUGUCUGUCGAGAAUACUGGGGAUGUACUCUCCGAUUUCGUUGCUCUCGUGUUCGUAAAUGGCACCUACGGGCCGUCUCCACACCCGCUCAAGGAGCUCGUGGGAUACCACCGCUUCCGAGGUGUGGAGGUGGGUGAGUCACGGGAAGCCGAGAUAAGUCUGACGCUAGGUGACAUUGCCAGAGUUGACGAGAGCGGAAACACAAUCCUGUACCGAGGGACGUACACUUUGCAAGUCGAUGUUCCUGCCCAGCACACGGUCAGUUUCAAGCUGACGGGUGACGAUGCAAUGCUUGACGAGUGGCCGCAACCUCCGGAAGACCUCGGCGCAGAGAUCGAAUAA
Messenger RNA from Scedosporium apiospermum, 2760 nucleotides. Its product is annotated as Xylan 1,4-beta-xylosidase. Gene Ontology annotation, biological process: xylan catabolic process; arabinan catabolic process. The record is from RefSeq and is a predicted model, not a curated record. Gene Ontology annotation, molecular function: alpha-L-arabinofuranosidase activity; xylan 1,4-beta-xylosidase activity. The transcript is spliced from 5 exons. Lineage: Eukaryota; Fungi; Ascomycota; Sordariomycetes; Microascales; Microascaceae. Gene Ontology annotation, cellular component: plant-type cell wall. The coding region runs from base 1 to 2760 and encodes 919 amino acids.